AUGUUCACUCACCAUCAGAAGACGAUAAUUGUGGACAGUGAAAUUCUGGGAGGAAGAUCACAGAAGAGGAGGAUUGUGAGUUUUGUAGGUGGCAUUGAUCUUUAUGACGGGCGAUAUGAUACUCUAGAUCAUCCCUUUUUUUGUACUUUGGACACCGUUCAUCAUGAUGAUUUCUAUCAACCAAACUUUUUAGGCUCUUCAAUCAGAAAAGGCGGUCCCAGGGAGCCCUGGCAUGAUAUUCAUUGCCGCUUAGAAGGACAGUUGCUUGGGAUGUCCUAUAUAAUUUUGAGCAAAGUUUCUGGCUUCCCAGAAAAACCUGUUGCUGCUGCUGCAGUAGGUCUUGUUAACGGGAAAGAUAACAUCAUUGAUCGAAGCAUCCAGGAUGCUUACAUCCAUGCCAUUCGCCGAGCAAAUAACUUUAUUUACAUCAAAAAUCAGUAUUUUGUUGGCAGCUCGUACAAUUGGAAAUCAGACGAUAUUAAGGUUGAGGACAUUGGUGCAUUGCAUCUCAUACCAAAGGAGAUUUCUUUGAAAAUUGUUAGCAAAAUUGAAGCAGGAGAGAGGUUCACUGUCUACAUUGUAAUUCCAAUGUGGCCAGAGGGUAUACCUGUGAGCGGUUCUGUUCAAGCAAUUUUAGACUGGCAAAAGAGGACAAUGGAGAUGAUGUACACAGAUAUUGCUCAAGCCUUGAGUGCUAAGGGACUCACUGCAAACCUUAGGGAUACUUGA
Messenger RNA from Ilex paraguariensis (yerba mate), 729 nucleotides. Lineage: Eukaryota; Viridiplantae; Streptophyta; Magnoliopsida; Aquifoliales; Aquifoliaceae. The record is from the annotation of a GenBank genome assembly.